Tinamus guttatus (white-throated tinamou) is the source of this 1567-nucleotide messenger RNA. The record is from RefSeq and is a predicted model, not a curated record. Lineage: Eukaryota; Metazoa; Chordata; Aves; Tinamiformes; Tinamidae.
AUGAGUGGCUAUGCAGCUCUGCACAUGGACCUCAUGGCCUGGGGUCCAUUAGGCCUUGCAAGGCCAAUGUGGCGCACCCUGAUCCUGAGGGAGCGCAGGGAGACCCGCGAGCGCCUCUCGGGCCACUGGGGGCUGCCGGUGGUGGCAACCCAGGUGCUGCUGAUGGUGGCCCAGGUGCUGCUGGUGGUGGCCCAGCAGUCCUCCGGGUCCGGGCUGUCCCCCUGCGGACCUGCGAGAGGUGGCUCUGGAAAUUAUGGAGACACUUUGAACAUUCUGGCUUUAAAUCCCCGAAUACAGACUCAUGCAGCCCUCCAUUCAACUGCGUCAAAGAAGCAAGUUAAGAAGCAAUGGAAAAGGAAUUCUGAUAAAAGCUGUUCAAACUGCGAGAAACUGGAGAAUAAUUUUGAUGACAUCAAGCCCACGACGCUGGGCGAGCGCGGAGCCCUUCGCGAAGCAGUGAGGUGCUUGAAGUGUGCGGAUGCCCCAUGUCAGAAGAGUUGCCCAACUCAUCUAGACAUCAAGUCGUUUAUCACAAGUAUCGCAAACAAGAACUAUUAUGGAGCUGCCAAAAUGAUUCUUUCUGACAAUCCACUUGGCCUCACCUGUGGAAUGGUGUGUCCAACUUCUGAUCUGUGUGUCGGUGGCUGCAACUUGUACGCCACGGAGGAGGGACCGAUUAACAUUGGUGGAUUGCAGCAGUUUGCUACCGAGGUGUUCAAAGCUAUGAAUAUUCCUCAGAUUAGGAACCCUUCAUUGCCUCCUCUCAAAGAGCUGCCUGAAGCCUAUCACGCAAAGAUAGCUCUGCUUGGCGCAGGACCCGCAAGUAUGAGUUGUGCUACUUUUCUUGCUCGCCUGGGCUACUCAAACAUCACCAUAUAUGAAAAGCAGGAGUAUGUUGGUGGCUUAAGUACGUCUGAGAUCCCGCAGUUCCGAUUGCCGUAUGAUGUAGUGAAUUUUGAAGCUGAGCUUAUGAAAGAUCUUGGAGUGAAGGUCAUUUUUGGUAAAGGCCUUGCAAUAGAUGGAAUGACGCUCCAUACCUUGAAAGAAGAUGGUUACAAAGCAGUCUUUAUUGGAAUAGGUUUGCCAGAACCAAACCGAGACAGUAUGUUCCAAGGACUGAGAAUGGAUCAAGGAUUCUACACAUCUAAAGACUUUCUACCUUUGGUAGCAAUGGCAAGUAAGCCAGGGAUGUGUUGCUGUCACUCUCCAUUGCCAUCAAUACAUGGAACUGUGAUAGUACUCGGGGCAGGAGACACUGCUUUCGACUGUGCAACGUCUGCCUUACGCUGUGGAGCUCGUCGUGUAUUUGUGGUAUUCAGAAAGGGAUUCAAUAAUAUCAGGGCUGUCCCAGAAGAGGUGGAACUUGCAAAAGAGGAGAAGUGUGAAUUUCUGCCUUUUCUCUCCCCUCGAAAAGUGAUUCUUAGAGGUGAACACAUUGUUGCUAUGGAGUUUGUUCGAACUGAACAAGGUGAAGAUGGAAAUUGGAAAGAAGAUGAGGAUCAGGUUGUCCGCCUGAAAGCUGAUGUGGUCAUCAGUGCCUUUGGUUCAGUUUUAAGUGACGCUAAAG